AACAAUUGAAUUUGAAUUCAAUUAGGAAAGUUCACAAACAGCUCAAAACAAACUGAUGAGGAACAGCUGACACCAGAAGCUGACUCUAAUUGGCUGUGCUCUUAGGAAGCAAAACCUUUACUCAGAAACUUCAGUAGGGAUGUUGGUUGGUGUCAGUUCAUCUGCCUUUCUCCCAGGGAACCAUCUGGAGUUGUCCAAUAUGCUAGUGUUCAUUUUCCUGGCUGUGAAGCUAAGCUCAGAAAAUGAAUCCUCUUCCCAAACAAAUGAUUGUGCACAUUUAAUACAGAAAUGCUUGAUUGAUGCAAAUGGCUGUGAGCAGUCAUGGAGAUCAAUGGAAGAGACCUGCCUUGCUCCAGGUGACCCCUGCAAGAUAAAUAAUUCAUUGCAUUGUAACCUGAGUAUCCAGUCUUUGGUGGAAAAAGAUUUCCAAUUUAAAGAGUGUCUUUGUAUGGAUGACCUCCCCUGUACAGUAAACAAACUUUUUGGAAAAAAGUGCACCAAUAAGACAGAUAACAUGAAAAAGGACAAUAAAUAUAAAUGGAAUCUAACUACUCCUUUAUAUCAUGGAUUCAAACAGAUGCAGUCUUGUUUGGAGGUGACAGAGGCGUGUGUAGGGGAUGUGGUUUGUAAUGCACAGUUGGCCCUUUACCUUAAAGCAUGCUCAGCAAAUGGAAAUCUGUGUGAUGUGAAACACUGCCAAGCAGCCAUACGGUUCUUCUAUCAAAAUAUGCCUUUUAACACUGCCCAGAUGUUGGCUUUUUGUGACUGUGCUCAAUCUGAUAUACCCUGUCAGCAAUCCAAAGAAACUCUUCACAGCAAGCCAUGUGCACUGAAUAUAGUUCCACCCCCCACUUGCCUCAGUGUAAUUCACACUUGCCGAAAUGAUGAAUUAUGCAGGACACACUACCGAACAUUCCAGACAGAAUGCUGGCCCCACGUGACUGGGAAGUGCCAUGAAGAUGAGACCUGCAUUAGCAUGUUAGGCAAGCAAGACCUUACUUGCUCUGGGAGUGAGAGCUGCAGGGCCGCCAUCCUAGGAACCUUCGGGACCAUCCUGCAAGUGCCCUGUGCUUGCAGGGGCAUUACACAGGAUGAAGAACCCUUGUGCAUGACUUUCCAGCACAUGCUUCAUAGCAAAUCGUGUUUCAAUUAUCCAACUCCUAAUGUCAAAGACAUUUCCUCAUAUGAAAGAAAGAAUUCAAAAGAAAUUACUCUGACUGGAUUCAAUUCUCUCUUCAAUGGAGAACUACUCUAUGUUGUUGCAUGCAUGGUAAUUACCUGUGGAAUUCUUUUCUUGGUGAUGCUCAAGUUAAGGAUACCAAGUAAUAAAAGAGAUUCCUCGCCCAUCGAAAUAGCUGGAGGUGUCAUUAUUCAGUGAGCCACAGAUUACUUAUCAACCACAUGUCUGUGUGGCUAACCAAUGGAAAAUUACAUUUGACAAUAACCCAAUUUAAGAUGGAUUUGAAAAUAUUUAGUCAUUAUAUCUAACAGUGAUAUACCAUAAUGAUCACAGACCUGUUUUUGUUUUCUUAAAAAUAUUUGAAUAAAUACUUGUAGUGGUGUCAUAACUAGUUGAUAACAUUUUCAUUAAAGUCAACAGGUGUCCUGUAAAAUGUGACAGAUUUGCUGGAAGACUAUCAGUGCACAUAUCAACUUCUAUCUUAUGGAACUAAUCAUAAUUAGUGUGUGCAGUUUUCUGAAUAAGGUUAUAGUUUCCCAUUAAGUUGGUAAAAUUAAAAUGCUAAUUAGAACAUUGAGUAUAUUUGUUAUUUGUAUAUUCUUACUCAGUGUCCAAUCAUUAAACAAAUUGGUAACAUUGAACAUAUUUACUUAGAUGACUGCUUAUGAAAAUAAGAACUAACAUCCUACAAAUUUCAUAAUUUAAAUCGUAUUGAAUUUUACUUUUUAUUUGGUGUGUUAAGAUCCAUAAAUAUAUAAAGCAACUACAUUAGUUGAGAAAAGUCAAUGUUUACUCCAAUAAUGAUAUAAUUUGUUAAUUUAUUUAUUUUUUCUAAUUAAUGAUCAUGAAUGUAAUCAUCAUGAAAUAAAAAAGACAUACUUAAAUUGCU
This is a messenger RNA of Mus pahari (shrew mouse), 2069 nucleotides long. It is a transcript of the gene Gfral, whose product is annotated as GDNF family receptor alpha like. Gene Ontology annotation, molecular function: signaling receptor activity. Bases 140 to 1378 code for a protein of 412 amino acids. The record is from RefSeq and is a predicted model, not a curated record. Gene Ontology annotation, biological process: nervous system development. The transcript has 9 exons. Gene Ontology annotation, cellular component: signaling receptor complex; external side of plasma membrane. NCBI's taxonomy places the organism in Eukaryota, Metazoa, Chordata, Mammalia, Rodentia, Muridae.